AGUCGUGUACAGUAUCAUUUGACCACUGGCGCUGUGUAGUGUUACAUUUGAACAGUGAAUACAGACUAAUAUCAACAUGUGCGGGGAUAUGGGCAAGGCGGUGCUGCGCGCUCUGACGGGUGCAUUACUCUGUGGUUUGGUUUCCGAUGCCGCGUAUUUACAAAACUACGACACAUAUCCAGUUAAGUACGAGCAGGCGGUGUACCGCAAACCGCUGCGGGAACACGAAAAGCCUCAGGAUUUACGCAACGUGCCCGGCGUGCCUGGCGUCGACUAUCCUAUCUACCACCAAGUACCAGACACCAGGUUCUCAUGUGCCCACGUGCCUGUACACCCGGGCAUGUACGCUAAUGUCGAAACUGGAUGCCAGGCGUACCACGUAUGCCAUGACGGUCGUGAGGGACACCAAGGUGCUGCUUUCCUCUGCACAAACGGAACUCUCUUCGACCAGACUAAGUUUGCUUGUGACUGGUGGUACAAUGUUGACUGUUCACAGGCUAUUGAACACUAUAAAUUAAACGCAGAUCCAUUGAAGAACCCUUACGUACCAAAACCAAAACCAGAGGAGGUGGCGGAACACGGAGUUUAUUACAAACAUGACUAAACAAACAUCAAAUUGUCUCAUCCGGUGAACAGAAUCACAUCUCUUUCCUUGAUAGAUGUAACUCUUUUCAUUGCAUGGGUCGUUAUUGCAAAAGUUAAAAAGAGACCACCUAUUGAAUAAUUACUCAUGAAUUUUAAUCGUAACGUUAAUAAGAGCACAGAUUUCAAUAUUAACAAUAAAUUAUUAAAAACUAAAAAUUUGUAUAGUAAUCAAUUUAUAAAAUGAUAUUGUUUAUUCCUUAUCCAAGUAGCUGCUAUUAUUAAUCGACUUCUAAAAGAAGGAGGUACUCAUCAUCAUCAUCAUCGUCAACUCACUAUACGUCCCCACUGAGGGCCUCGGAGCCUACCCUAAGUUAAGGGUGAUUAGGACAUAGUCAACCACGCUGGCCAAGUGCGGGUUGACUUCACACAUAUCUUUGAAUUUCUUCUCAAAUAUGUGCAGGUUGCAUCACGAUGUUUUCCUUCACCGUAAGAACGUCGGAUAAAUGUACAUAUGUAAAUCGGAAAUCGAAAAACAUAUUGGUACAUGGCGGGAUACGAACCCAGGACCUGCAGAUUGCAAGUCAAGUGCUUGACCCUGAACCUCCGACGCUCUUAGGAGGUUUUCAAGUCGUCUCAAUUCUUGAUAUAAAAAAGAAAAAUUUCAGUAGUAUGUAACUGGCCUUCAGUUACAUACUAUUGCAAGCCAUUCAGAAAUUAAAAAGAAAAAAAUAUUAGUACCUAUAAAAUCAGUGGAACAAUAGUCAUUGAUCCAUUUCAUAAAAGAUCUUAUUGUAAAUUAUGUGCUCUUAUUAUUGUUUCAUUAUUUCAUUAUUUAAAUUCAUCUUUAUUCACUACUCAUUUUAUUAUUAAGCUACUUUUUACAUUUAAUCACGAUAAAUAUAUUUCCAUUACCGUUACUGUAAAUAUUUGAAAUUAUUCCGUUGCAAGAUUCAUUCAACAUCAAUGUAUGUAUGGCCGUCGUAAAUUUGGAUGGCAAAUAAUUUAGUUAAAAAUAAGAAAAUGUUUUUUAUAUAGACAGACAAUAAACAAUCGUACAAAAUACAAAACAUUUUUUUAUAUGAGAGAAAUUAUUAUUAUGUUUUUAUUAAACAAAAUAAUUUCGUAAAAUUUAUUUUACAAAAAAAUUAAAUUUAAUUUAAUUUUGUUGUCGCUUUCAUUUUAUUAAUUUUAACGUAUGUUUUUAUAUUAAAAUAAUUAUUUAUAAACUGAAUAAAAUAAUGCAUAUAUAUUAUUGUAAAACAUAUUUUUUAAAGUAAUAAAUGUCACCAUAAAAUUAAAUGCGAAAUAGAAAUUAAAUAGUCUCCAUUCAGAAAUAAAAA
Papilio xuthus (Asian swallowtail) is the source of this 1925-nucleotide messenger RNA. Lineage: Eukaryota; Metazoa; Arthropoda; Insecta; Lepidoptera; Papilionidae. The record is from RefSeq and is a predicted model, not a curated record.